GGCCAUGUCUGGCGUUUGCCGGUUGUAUGUCUGUGCCCUCAGCCUUCCACCGCCAACAUCGCAAUAUAGUAAUAGAAGAAGAUGAGCCUAUUCAUCUUUUGGAUGAUUUAUCGCAUGGGGAUGGUACAUUCUGGGACCAUCGGGGCGUAGCCUUUGCUAAGGUUAACCUUUCGUUGGAUAUCGACCCUUCAUCUCGUGUAUCGGACUCGCUGUUGAGCAUUCACAGCGUGAUGCACAAGAUUCUUUGGGGAGAUCACAUAUCGAUAAAGCUGUUACGCGAUGUGGACGCUGACCUGCUGUCUAAGCACUAUGACACUACUCCUCAGGGUGAUGUACUGUUACUUUUGGACGAAACAUCGGACAUAGAUAAACACGCGUCGAAUCGUUCUAGCGAGACCGAUGUAUCAUUCCCCUUUGACGAGUCCAACCUCAUUGCCAAGACUUUGGACAAAGCUCGCAGGGGCAACGAGUCAUAUUUAGUGUUGACUCGAAAACGCAUACCUGCUGGCACUGGACUUGGUGGCGGUACUGCUGACGGGGCAUAUGUUCUAAAGUCACUUGGUAGCAUGCUACCUCCUGAAGAGAGCCUUUCAAUUGGUUCUGACUUUGCAUUUCUACAGUCUAGUGACAGCAUAGCUCUAGUAUCUGGUAGGGGCGACAAAGUAACGCCUCUACCACCGUUGAAUUACACGAUGCCGCUAUACAUCUUAAUACCUGACGAGGUAUGUAAUACGGCUGAAAUAUUCAAGCGUGCUCGUGAGUUGAUGCAGCAGGGGCGUAUGGAAUAUCGAACGUAUUCAAUGGAGAGGGCCAUUAUAGAACUGGCGCAAUUCGACAAGUACAGGCCUCAUAACAGCCUGGAGUCAUGUAUAGAUAAUGAAGUUGUGAAGUCCCUGCUGUCAACACUAGCAGACAACCUGGGUCAACAUCAGUACGGCAUGAGCGGCAGCGGCAGCGCCUGCUUUGCCAUAGGAGUGGAUGACAUUGAUGUAUUACGUGUUAGGGAGGUAUUCGGCCGCCCUCUGAAGAUUGUAAAAACCAGGUUAAUGCAACCUGGAGACACUCGCUGUGAAUUCAGUUACUUAUAACGCUC
Messenger RNA from Babesia bovis T2Bo, 1093 nucleotides. Its product is annotated as 4-diphosphocytidyl-2-C-methyl-D-erythritol kinase. The record is from RefSeq and is a predicted model, not a curated record. Lineage: Eukaryota; Apicomplexa; Aconoidasida; Piroplasmida; Babesiidae. The coding region runs from base 27 to 1088 and encodes 353 amino acids. Gene Ontology annotation, molecular function: 4-(cytidine 5'-diphospho)-2-C-methyl-D-erythritol kinase activity. The transcript is spliced from 4 exons.